Molecule: messenger RNA, 2070 nt
Organism: Labrus bergylta (ballan wrasse)
Lineage: Eukaryota; Metazoa; Chordata; Actinopteri; Labriformes; Labridae
Source: RefSeq, a predicted model, not a curated record
UGGAGUGCAGUGGUGGUGUGUUCAGGGAAUGCUCCGGUGUUCUGAGCAGUGUGGACUUCCCGUCUCCUUACCCAAAGAGCUCUGAAUGUUUGUACAGGAUCGAGGUGGAGCAGGGCCUCAGGCUCCGCCUCUUUUUUGACCCCCACUUUGACGUGGAGGAUCAUCCCGACAUCAUCUGCCCGUACGACCACGUCAAGAUCAAAGCGGGCAGCACAGAGUUCGGUCCGUUCUGUGGAGAUCGAUCUCCAGGAGAGAUUCAGACCGACACAAACAUCAUCACUGUCGUCUUCCACAGCGACAACUCAGGAGACAACACGGGCUGGAGGAUCAAAUACACAUCUACAGGAAGUCAGUGUGUGGUCCCUGAAGCUCCGCCCCAUGCUUUGAUGAAUCCCCUCCAAUCAGUAUACUCCUUUAAGGAUCACAUGCUGUUCACCUGUGAGGAGGGAUACAGACUGCAGAAGGAUGCAGAGUACCUGGAUCAUUAUCAGGUAGUGUGUCAGGCUGACGGAGCGUGGAGCAGCAGUCCUCCUAACUGUACCAUGGUGGAUUGUGGGAGUCCAAAGGCCGUUGCCAUGGCAGAUUUGGUGUUUGAUAGUCAUGACAACAACACAAUGUUUGGAUCUACAGUUCAGUACGUGUGCAGAGAGGACGCCAUCAACGUUUCCUACAGCUGUGGGCCGAAAGGAGAGUGGGUCAGUUCAUCAGGAAGCAAACUGCCGAGCUGCAGGCCGGCCAACAGCUCAGCUUGUGGCCAGCCGGCUCGCUACCCCCCCCCUCAGGUGAAGCGGGUGGUGGGGGGCCGCAGUGCAGGGCCGGGCCUGUUCCCCUGGCAGGUCCUGCUCAGUGUGGAGGACCUGUCGCGGGUCCCUGAGGACCGCUGGUUUGGCUCUGGGGCCCUGCUGUCCGAGUCCUGGGUCCUAACAGCUGCCCAUGUCCUAAGGUCCCAAAGGAGGGACACCAGUGUGGUCCCUGUGGCCCCCCAACACAUCAAGGUGUCCCUUGGUCUCCAUGAUGCUGCAGACAGAGGGUCCUCUCUGAUUCGCUCGGUGAAGCUCCUCCUCCUCCAUCCAGACUUCCAACCAAACAACUACAACAACGACAUCGCGCUGCUGAAGCUGACGGAGCGAGUGGAGUUUACUGAGCUCAUCCGCCCUGUCUGCCUCCCCCCACUUCACAACAAGGGUGACCCCCCCGCUCCUCUCCCGAACUCUCUGGGUGUAGUUGCUGGUUGGGGAAUCUCCAACGACAACACCUCCUCCUCCUCCGGCGCCCCCCCCUCGCUGACCUCUGAUGUCCUGCAGUUUGUGAAGCUGCCGGUGGUUUCUCAGGACGAGUGUCAGGCGAGCUACGCCUCGCGCUCCAUCAGCUACAACAUCACCGACAACAUGUUCUGUGCCGGCUUCUUUGAGGGGGGGCGGGACACCUGCCUGGGGGACAGCGGGGGGGCAUUUGUGAUGGAGGACAGGGUCAGUCGGAGGUGGGUGGUGUUUGGGUUGGUGUCUUGGGGGGGGCCUGAGGAGUGUGGGAGUCAAAGGGUGUACGGGGUCUACACCCGCGUGGCUAAAUAUGUAGAGUGGAUACAGGAGCAGCUUCAUGCUGCCCCCUAGUGGUAAGACCAGGAAGUCCCAGAGGUCACAUGACCCCUGCUGAUACUACAAACAUGAGGUCUGAAGUUUUAUCACAACUGAAGCAUCCAUUGUCUGCAGCUGUGAUUGGUCCUCAGAGGGUUAGGGUUAGAAACCAUCAGUCAGACUCUCUGGAUGUCAGGUAGCAGUACCUGCUUUAUACCACCAGGGAGCGCGUUCAUACAGGACCUUCUUCUUUAAAGCACUGAGAAGUUUUCUGCAGUGUUCAGUUCUUUUAUUUUCUUUAAAUUUAAACCAAACUGCAGAGUUUCUGUGAUGUCACCAAAGAGCUGAGCUUCCUCCAUGUUGUUUCCCAGAAUGCUUUGCUACACUCACUGUAGAGUUAUUGUACUUUAAAUGACUCCUCGUCUUCACUGCAGCGCCCCCUUCAGGCUGCUCUGACACAUUGUCAUGUUGAUUAUAAUAAAAACAUGAAUGAACA